AUGUCAUCCGGCGGCGAGCGAAAGGUCUCGGGCUCCCUCAAUCGCAGCACCCGGGGCGCCACUCCACGCCUCGCCGAUCUGGGAGAGUCACCGCGGACACCGCUCCUGCGAUCCAUCUCGUCCACCUUCGGCUCGCCCGGUGGCUCCUUCCGCACCGAAGACGAGUAUGUCGUGAUAGAAGUCGGCUCGCGAUUCGUACGCGGCGGCUUUCCCGGCGAAAGUGCCCCGCGAUGCACCCUCCCGUUCGGGCCCGACGACCAGCGGAGAGUGGGCGACUACCGGCAAUGGGAUCCUGAGUAUUCACAGAAGAGAAGAAAGCGGAAGCGGGAACAGGACUGGGGCCAAGAACAUGAGCUCUACCGUAUGGAUCUGAGCAAGGUUGACAUGGGCCUGGUGGAAGACAAGUUUGAGCGGGCUAUGAGGGAGGCAUACGGCAAAUACUUUCUGCUGGACACGAAGCCACGGCGGGUGCUACUUGCGAUGCCACCGCGUAUGCCGCAUGCGCUCAUGUCAACCAUCCUCGAUGUGCUCUUCACAAGCUUCCAGGCCCCGAGCAUCACCCUCAUGUCAACCCCGGUGCUGUCGACAGUGGCCGCAGGACUACGCUCAGCACUGGUUGUGGAUAUAGGCUGGGCGGAAACACUUGUGACUGCGGUAUGCGAAUACCGCGAGGUCUCUGAAAGACGCAGUGUUCGGGCAGGCAAGCUGCUGAGCGAAGAGAUGGCCAAGCUGCUGAACGCAGAGCUUGACGACGCUGAGCCGAGCGCUACCAAGGCAGACGUGUCUUUCGAAGAAGCAGAGGAAGUUCUCACACGUGUCGGAUGGUGCAAGCCCGUCCCCCGAUCGAAUCGACGAACCGUAUAUUUCCCCGCGCGAGAAGCUCCUGUAUUAGAGGAGUUCGAAGACGCUAUCGAAUCACCGCCGCCCGCGGUCACCAUACCUUUUCCGAAGCACACGCCUCCUACCGAACUCACGCUACCAUUCGCAUCAUUAGCCAAGCCCACUGAGAACGCUCUCUUUGCGCCCGAGUUGGCCAUGCACGAGUUCGAUGACGAAGACCUUCCACUACACCACCUCAUAUACCGCGCACUCGUCCAACUCCCCAUAGACGUCCGACGACUAUGUAUGUCGCGCAUCGUAAUAACCGGUGGUGUGUCAAACCUACCCGGCCUCAAGACGCGCAUACAGAAAGAGCUGGACGCUCUGGUACAACUCAAGGGCUGGGACCCAGUGAAGAGCUACGGCAGAGCGAGCGCACGUCGCGAAGAGAAGAUGCGCAAUCAAAAGGAGGACGUGGAGACACGCCGGCAGGAAGGCGAAGAUACGUUUCCCUCGUCACUCGAUACCGAUGCGGAGCCUGCGCCGAUACCCGCGGCGCUUCAAUCGCCCACGGAAGACCCUAUAGACACCAAGUUUGCCCAGAUGGCUAUACGUCACGGCCCGCCACCUGCGAGCUUGAUCGGCGGUACCAUCAGAGUUGUGGACACCCUGGGCCCGUGGGCAGGUGCGAGUCUGAUAGCACAGCAGCGCAUCAAGGGCAUCGUGGAAGUUGAGCGUGAGAAGUACCUCAAAGAUGGUCUACAGGGUGCUACACGGGAGAAAGAGGUCUCUGUCAUCGCGCAGAGGCAGAGCAUGGGUCCUGGUCUAUCCAACAAGGGCGGAGAGAGAGCCAGUUGGACUCUCGGUGUGUGGGCAUGA
This is a messenger RNA of Alternaria arbusti, 1698 nucleotides long. RefSeq lists its product as uncharacterized. The record is from RefSeq and is a predicted model, not a curated record. Gene Ontology annotation, biological process: microtubule-based movement. The coding region runs from base 1 to 1698 and encodes 565 amino acids. Lineage: Eukaryota; Fungi; Ascomycota; Dothideomycetes; Pleosporales; Pleosporaceae. The transcript has a single exon.